AUGUCAUACGGCAGCGAGACGCCGCACGUUUGGAGCAGCUCAUCUGGCAGUGAGGUGUCUCCAUACGGAUCGCUUUGGGACGCGCCACCAGCGCCGGUGGCCUACCCCGACAUCCUGGCUUUUCCACCUGCUGAUUUGGUAUGGUCGACGGCAGGAUGUGGUCGGGGAUCCUCUCGAUCGACUCCAGGAGGUAAGAAGCCGAGGCGGCGCGUGGCGUCCGUCGCACAGCGUCGCGCGGCCAACAUCCGCGAACGCCGUCGGAUGUUCAAUCUCAACGAGGCUUUCGACAAAUUACGUCGAAAGGUACCAACAUUUGCAUACGAAAAGCGACUCUCCCGCAUUGAAACUUUGCGUUUAGCGAUCACUUACAUAAGUUUCAUGUGCGAGUUGCUCCACGGGUCGCCGCAGCCCCAUCAUCCUUCACAUUCGUCACUGCACCCCCCGCGCCACGUGUUCGAUGCUGAAGUACCUUGGUGCUCUUAAAUGUUACUUAAACUUUUAAGGUCACUAUGAGUACUUUUGAUUCUAAGGGACUUACCGCAAUUGUUAUCUUAACUCUCCCGACCACGAAGUAUUUCCAGAGCUGUCAAUAGCAACAAAACUUCCCGCGUAAGGAUUUAAAUGAGUACUUCUUGAUAAAUAGCGCGCUCUACCGGCAAAAAUUCUAUCCCCUAAAUUUCAAAAUUCGUUCAACAUUACGUUCGGACUCCUUGUCUUGAGAGUUUCAAAAUAACAAUCCCGGAACAACAAAAUAAAAGUCCCUUAGAAUCAAAAAUGUUACUUGGUUACAAAUUAUGUAUACCAGUCUAUUUAUUUUUUAUACUUCGCAGUACUUUUAAUUUUUCUUUAGAAAACUAAUCUUAAAUAAA
Molecule: messenger RNA, 869 nt
Organism: Melitaea cinxia (Glanville fritillary)
Lineage: Eukaryota; Metazoa; Arthropoda; Insecta; Lepidoptera; Nymphalidae
Product: protein Fer3-like
Exons: 4
Coding region: 1-483 (160 amino acids)
Biological process (GO): developmental process; regulation of transcription by RNA polymerase II
Molecular function (GO): DNA-binding transcription factor activity, RNA polymerase II-specific; RNA polymerase II transcription regulatory region sequence-specific DNA binding; protein dimerization activity
Source: RefSeq, a predicted model, not a curated record